Messenger RNA from Anolis carolinensis (green anole), 4381 nucleotides. It is a transcript of the gene unc45a, whose product is annotated as unc-45 myosin chaperone A. The transcript has 19 exons. NCBI's taxonomy places the organism in Eukaryota, Metazoa, Chordata, Lepidosauria, Squamata, Anolidae. The coding region runs from base 47 to 2872 and encodes 941 amino acids. The record is from RefSeq and is a predicted model, not a curated record. Gene Ontology annotation, molecular function: Hsp90 protein binding. Gene Ontology annotation, cellular component: cytoplasm.
CAAGGUAGGGGGCGGGGCCUCGAGGUGGGCGUCAUCCGAGCGCGCCAUGGCGGAAACUGUGGCGGCUUCUUCGGCCUCGUUCUCCUCAGAGCUUCGCCGCGAAGGGAACGAGCUCUUCCAGGCCGGGCGCUACGAGGAGGCCUUGGCCGUCUACGCGCGCGCCCUCGGCCUGUGCGCCCCGGAGGAACGCGCCGAGAAGGGCCUACUCCACCGGAACCGCGCGGCCUGCGCGCUCAAGCUGGAGGACUAUGCCCAAGCGGAGCGGGAUGCCUCCGAAGCCCUCAAAGUGGAUGGGGGGGAUGUCAAGAGCCUCUUCCGCCGCAGCCAGGCCCUGCAGCAGCUGGGACGCCCGGAGCAGGCCAUUCUGGACCUGCAGCGCUGCAUCAGCCUGGAGCCCCGGAACAAGGCCUUCCAGGAGGCCCUGCGCAACCUCGGCAGCAGCAUGCAAGAGAAGAUGAGAAACAUGUCCUGCACCGACUCCAAAGUGGAACAGAUGUUCAAGUUGCUGCUUGACAACGAAGAGAAGGAUCUGGACAAGAAACAAAAGGCAGCUCAGAACCUCAUCGUUUUGGCACGUGAGGAGGCCGGGGCAGAGAAGAUUUUCCAGAAUGAUGGCGUGCGCCUGUUGCUGCAGCUCUUGGACACAGGCCGGCUGGACAUGAUGCUGGCAGCCCUCCGCACCCUCACUGGUCUUUGCCAGGGGCACCGCUCCCGGACAAUGGCAAUCCUGACUGAGCUGGGGCCUGAGCGCCUCCUUGCAGUUCUGGAGAUGGAGGCUGAGCAGGUCUGCUUGGCUACUUACAACCUGCUGCAGGUUGUGUUUGAUGCCCUUAAGGAGGGUCUGCAGAAGGAGGAGCUGAGCAAGAAGGACAACGCCUUGGUGCCGGAUACAGCCAAAGAACUGAAAUUGCUGCUCCGGCGGCUUCUGGAGGCUCUGACCAGGGAGAAAAUCUCUGGCUAUGGCCGGGACAGCCUCCUCAACUUGCUGAUCAACAAGGUGCCCCGGAAGUCCCCACAGGACCCCAACAACUGCCUGACUCUCUGGGUCAUUGACCAGGGUCUCAAAGACAUCCUUGAAGUGGGGGGCACUGUCAGUCAGAGUCCCGAGGGGCUACAGGUGACUGAGAACACCCACAUGACCGUCGCCGUCCUCCUCAACAAGCUCUACGGAGACCUGAAGUGUGAUGCGGAGAGGGAGAACUUCCACCGGCUCUGUGAGGAUUAUGUCAGGGGCUGGUUCCAGGACCACGGGGUUCCGGGGCAGCUUAGGGCCAUCCAGACGGUGUCCUGCCUCCUGCAAGGUCCAGCCGAGGCCGGGAACCGGGUUCUGGAGCUGAGCGGCGUCAUGGAAGGCAUGUUGGCCUUGUGUGCCUCCUCAAAGGAGGUGGAGCAGCUGGUGGCGGUGGAGGCCCUGAUCCAUGCGGCAGACAAGGCCAAGCGUGCCACCUUCAUCACCACCAAUGGUGUGACACUUCUCAAGGAGAUCUACAAGCACAGCCCGCGAGACACCAUCCGGAUCCGUGCCUUGGUGGGCCUCUGUAAGCUGGGCUCAGCGGGAGGCACAGACUUCAGCAUGAAGCAGUUUGCUGAGGGCUCCACCCUGAAGCUGGCCCGUCAGUGCCGCAAGUGGCUCUGCAAGGAGGCCAUGGACCGCGGCACGCGACACUGGGCUGUAGAGGGUCUGGCCUUCCUCACCUUGGAUGCCGAUGUCAAAGAGGAGCUGCUGGAGGACAAGGCGGCACUGCAGGCGCUCUUCCACCUGGCCAGGUCAGAAAACCAGAGCUCCCUCUUUGCUGUGGCCUCCACGCUGGUGAACUGUACCAACAGCUAUGACCAUGAAGAGCCGGACCCUCAGAUGGUGGAGCUGGCCAAGUAUGCCAAGCAGCACAUCCCUGAGAAGCACCCGAAGGACAAGCCAGAGUUUGUGCACCGGCGUGUGAAGAAGUUGCUUGGUGCUGGCAUGGUGUCAGCCCUCACUUGUAUGAUGAAGAAGGAGACCGCAGCCCUGAGCCCCGCCUGCCGAGAGCUCAUCUCCAGAGUGUUCCUGGCCGCUGUGGAAGAUCCGGAGGACCGGGGUGCCGUGGUGGCUGCUGGAGGAGGAAAGGCUCUCAUCCCUUUGGCCUUGGAGGGCACUGACGCUGGGCAGACCAAGGCGGCCCAAGCCUUGGCCAAGAUCGCCAUCACCACCGCCCCAGAGAUGGCCUUCCCGGGAGAGCGGGUGUACGAGGUGGUCCGGCCCCUGGUGAGCCUCCUGCACCUGAACCGCAGUGGCCUGCAGAACUUUGAGGGGCUGAUGGCUCUCACGAACCUGGCCGGGACCAGUGAGCGGCUGAGGCAGAAGAUCAUAAAGGAGAAGGCAGUGCCCAUGGUCGAGGGCUACAUGUUCGAGGAGCAUGACAUGAUCCGGGUGGCGGCCGUGGAGUGCAUGUGCAACCUGGCCCUGAGUCCCGAGGUGGGCGAGCUGUUCCUGGCCGAAGGCAGUGACCGGCUGAAGCUGAUGGUUCUCUACAGCGGAGAGGAGGAUGACCGGCUCCGGCAGGCCGCUUCGGGGACGUUGGCCGUCUUGACGUCGCUGAUGCCGGAGAUCUGCACCCGCAUCCCUCAAGUGACGGAGGCUUGGCUGGAGAUCCUGCAGGCGCUCCUGCUCAGCCCCAACAGUGCCCUCCAGCACCGGGGCUCAGUGGUGGCCAGGAACAUGGUGGCGGCGGACAAGGAACUGGCAGCAAAGCUGAUGGAGACAGAGACGAUGGAGAUCCUGUCGGCCCUCUGCGGCCUGAAGGAUCAGCCCCAGGUGGCUCAGGCGGCCCAGGAGUGCCUGGCGCAGGCCGUGGGCCUUGGGUUGAUCAAGCCGGGCACCAGCGCCGGGGAAUGAGAGAGGUCAUGGGACUGUGGGGCACAAACGCUGUGGGGCGGGGGCUUUUUGCACACCUGGCAGUGGGGAAUGGGGAGGGGCACACUUCCUGGUCUAGCACUGGCCAUGCCCUUUGCCUCCUUACCUCCUUCGCUCCCUCCUCGCCUGCACUUUGGGACCAUUGUGUUGGGGCUCAGUGAGUCCCUAGUAUGUUUUUCCUUCCAAUUAGACACAGGGGCUCAAACUACAGCUUUAUUUCUGAUCAGAGCAAAACGUGAGGGUGACCAGCAAAAGAAAGAAAUUCUGCCACCCAAUCCGAGGUGCAGCUCAGUCCUUUUUAUAGUCCAAAGCAAAAACAUGCGCACAGAGUUUUGUUAUUCUUAUUUAAAAUCUGUCCUUUUUGUCCUUCUCUCUGGUGCCUUUUAUCUAAGCCAUUCCUCACAACAUUCCCCCUCCUUUAUUAUUAUUACUAUUUAUUCAUUUCUAUCCCAUGGGUAGGAUUCAAAGCGGUGUACAAAAGUGUACAAAACACAAGAUACAUUUUAUGUAUAAAUCAUUACAUAAAAGACAUAAUCAACUAAAAAAGAUAUGUUGUCGAAGGCUUUCAUGGCCGGAAUCAUAGGAUUGUUGUGUGUUUUCCAGGCUGUAUGACUAUGUUCCAGAAGUAUUCUCUCCUGAUAUUUCUCCCACAUCUAUGGCAGGCAACCUCACAACCUGCCGUAGAUGUGGGCGUAGAUGGGAGUAGACCCUGUGUCUAAUAUCCAGGUUAUCUGCUUUGAGUUGGAUUAUAUGGCAGUGUAGACUCAUAUAAUCCAGUUCAAAGCAGAUCAUGUGGAUUAUCUGCUUUGAUAACCUGGAUUAUAUGGCAGUGUAGAAUGGGCCUAAGACUCCUGUCGUGCUCUGUUCUGUCUAGCAGAGUUUCAGCUUUCUUUUUUACUUGUCCAUUCCUCCCUCCUGUCUCAGUCUUACUUUUUUCUAAUUUCUUAAAACUCCAUUUUUAUAAAAUCGUAUAAAAUUCCUAUUUAUAAAAUUUCAUUCUCCGCAAUUGCAUGGAGGGACUCCCACCUCAUUGCUGCACUGGCCCCCCAUUUCCUCCCAGUUUUGGCUUCUUGCAUUCCUUGGCUACUAAGCAUUCUCUGCAACUAGCCCGGGUUUCUUUGGGGAAUACUGCUGAUAGGGGCAAAGGAUGUAUGGCUGGCCUUUCUUGUAAUGCGGGUUUUGUUCAUUUCUCCAAAGACUGAUAUGAAAUGGAUAUGAAUAUGCAAUGGUGCGGAGCGGGGUAGAGGGUGCCCAAGUGCCUGCUUCUUUAGGUGCCCACCGACCAGAACAGGGAGGGACACACUCAGAGCUUCACAAACAAAGCACAAAAUAUGCUGCAAGCAAACGCAUUACAAAAAAGUGUGGUCGGGAACAGUUUACAGGCCGUCGUGCAAGACUCUUUGUGAAACGUGUGUAACAAUCUUUGUUUGCAGAGGCCUCUAGUCUGUCACGCGUCUGUCUUAUACAAAUAAAGGGGCACUUUUUUGCACA